This is a messenger RNA of Clarias gariepinus (North African catfish), 2643 nucleotides long. It is a transcript of the gene rnf11a, whose product is annotated as ring finger protein 11a. Bases 159 to 599 code for a protein of 146 amino acids. The record is from RefSeq and is a predicted model, not a curated record. The transcript is spliced from 3 exons. Lineage: Eukaryota; Metazoa; Chordata; Actinopteri; Siluriformes; Clariidae.
GUGUGUGUAUGAGAGUGAGAGAGAGGAGCUUCAGGCUACUGGAUCUCUAGUUUACACCGGAACUGGAUUAUUAUUCUCGUAACGAUAAUCCCACGCGAGCUGCUCCUGCUUGAUCAGACAGACAGACAGACAGACAGGUCUGUGUCCCGCUCGGCCCGAUGGGGAACUGUCUCUCCUCUCAGAGUGCUGAUGAUCUGUCUCUGCUCAACGAGUCUGAGGGCGCGAGCCUCCCAGGAGAGCCUCCACCUCCCUAUCAGGAACGUGUGCAGGUGCCAGUUUACCACCCUACACCCAGUCAGACCCGCUUAGCCACCCAGCUGACGGAGGAGGAGCAGGUACGGAUCGCUCAGCGCAUCGGCCUCAUCCAGCACCUUCCGCGCGGCAUCUUCAACCCGGGCUCUGAACCCUCCGACAAAAAGAUCAAAGAGUGUGUGAUCUGUAUGCUGGACUUUGAGUACGAUGACCCGAUCCGGUUCCUGCCCUGCAUGCACAUCUACCACGUGGACUGUAUUGACGCGUGGCUCAUGCGCUCCUUUACCUGCCCCUCCUGCAUGGAACCGGUGGACGCCGCGCUGCUCUCCUCGUACGAGACCAACUGAGCCGCGCUUACUACCACCCAAACACGCUAGCACGGGGAACAUGCCAGUCGAGUCAGCCUGGGGGGGCACCAGGGGGGUUUGAAAAGGGUGGGAGGUUUGUGUCUGUGUGUGUGAGGAAGAAGGAGAGAAAGGAUGUCAGUUAGAGGAUAUGUCAAAGCUGACCGGACCGGCUUAAGGACAAACGCAGGUCUUACUUAUGAUCAUUUAUUGGCCGAAUUAUUACAUAAAAAGUGAUUACAUAUUUUCGUUCUAAAUGUGCAAUACCUACAAGGAGGUAGAAGCAGCGUGCGUCUGAUCUAGCCUCUCCUCGUGAAGGUGUGCCCUGGCUAAGAUUGAUGGGCCCGAGUCACAGCUUGCGGCUGUGAAUAUCCUGCUGCAGCACAGCGCUCUUUAAUUAGUGGCGAACUGAAAAUGUGAGAAGCAAAUGUGCCAUGCCUGACAUGCCUGUCUCAUAUAUAUUGCACUCCUCACUUAGGUCUGCUGUCUUUUAUUUUCCUUUUUUUUCUUUUUAUUGUGUAGACAACACGAUGCACUGAUUAAGGUUUUUCUUAGUCUGCCCUACAGCACCUCAUUAAACUUGUCAGAUUGUUAGCAAGUCAUAGGAAACACUAUAUGCUGGUAGGGACGAACCCAAAUCCAGGGUGAAAUAGUAAAAAUGCUGAAAACGAUGCGCUGUUUAAAAGAAAAUUAAAGCUGUGGUUUGUAUUUUGUAUAAAAGAGACUUCCUAGAUUUAUAAUAAAGUCCAUAAUUUCAUCGAUCUCAUAGAAAAACUGUGACGUUUGUAAAUAUUAUACUGCGAUCAUGCAAGUGGCUAAUUUUUAUUCAUUCCACUCUUCUGUUUACUGUUGUCCGGCCCUGAAAUUAACUCCACCCCUUCCCCAUAGAGAACUGCACGGGCACUUUGCAUAAGGUUACUUUACGUUGUCGGAACCGGAGGGGAGGUGGAAGGAUAAAGGGAAAGGGGAAUGAAAAGGGAGCAUCAGGGUUCGGAAUUCGCAAUUCACUUUAUAUGCAGCAGAGGGCGCUGAAUAUUUUUAAACUGCACCUUUAAACGUACGCAAAUGCAAAAAUCGUAAUGUAAAUAGAUAGCUAGUUGGUGGCUGGCUUGUUGCCAGAUUGGUCAUGAUCCCUCCUCUAAUUUUUUGUGGCUUGUUUUUAAAACGUUUUUUGUUCCUAAUCCUAAGUCGAGAGCUUUGUUUCGAUGCGUCCUUGUUGUGAUUUUUUUCUAUAAAUAAAUAAAUGAUGUUUAGCUUAGGAUAAAACUUCAUUUGUUUUUGUCUCGUUUUGUGAUAUGGAAUCUGGUUCAUGUGCUGCUGUUUCUCCGUUCUCAGCUCUCUAGAUGUUGUUUCGUGUUCGCGUCCCAGUUCCCAGAUCAGUGUAAAAUCACUUUUUGCAUUUUCUACUAUUUUCUGCCUCGCAUAUAACUUAAAUGUACAUGAAGCUCUUAAUCCACUCGACUGUGAACCUUUACUUUCAGUUGUUUUGUUGUGCCUGUGCUUGCAUAUUAUCCCGAGAAAGACGUUCGCAGGAUACAAUCAUCUUUGUGCACCUUUUAAACUUGCUCAGCCAGCCAGAAGCCACAAGCUUUAAAGCCAAUCAGCUUCCUUUUUUGUAAUUUUAAGAGAAAAAAAAUGGACUGAAAAUUCCUGUGUCAUGAAGUGCUUUGCAGUUUUGAUACGGCUCAAUGUUACGUCUUUUCUAUCUGUCGCAAAACCAUAAAAAGAGCUACGACUGCCUUUUCUGUUCUGCGUUACGCUGUGAGAUGUUUGUGCAAAAAAAAAUAAUGACUUGUGAUUUAUUUUUUGGUUUGUUUUUUGUGUAUAGCUGAAAUGGAUCCGUUUCAUUGUAUUAAUCUGUGUGAGUAUGUAAGCGGUAAUGCCUAAAGGCUGAGUACAGAAUACCUAAACGCCAUGGAUUCACAUAUUUUAUUUACUAUUUUCCCGUGAAACACAUUUUUUCCCCCAAAUGUUUACAUUAUAGAAAUUUUUGUCGUUAUCAGAGAAAAAAAAAAUUGACUCUGUGAAAAUAAAGAUUGUUUGCAGU